This is a messenger RNA of Psammomys obesus (fat sand rat), 1134 nucleotides long. It is a transcript of the gene Actrt2, whose product is annotated as actin related protein T2. The coding region runs from base 1 to 1134 and encodes 377 amino acids. NCBI's taxonomy places the organism in Eukaryota, Metazoa, Chordata, Mammalia, Rodentia, Muridae. The transcript has a single exon. The record is from RefSeq and is a predicted model, not a curated record.
AUGUCCGACCCACAGGCGCUGGAGUCCCCUGCUGUCAUUUUUGACAGUGGCUCCGGGCUCUGUAAGGCAGGGCUGUCUGGGGAGAUUGGGCCCCGGCAUGUCACCAGCUCCGUCGUGGGACACCCGGAGCUCAAGAUGGCCUCAGCGGGAGCCAACCAGAAGAAAUAUUUUGUUGGGGAGGAAGCCCUGUACAAUCGGGACACUCUGCGCCUGCACUCGCCCAUCGAGCGGGGCCUGGUCACCAGCUGGGACAAUGUGGAGAAGCUCUGGAGACAUCUCUUCGAGUGGGAGCUGGGCGUGAAGCCCAGCGAGCGCCCUGUGCUCAUGACGGAGCCCUCCCUGAACCCCAGGGAGAACCGAGAGAAGGCAGCAGAGGUGAUGUUUGAGACCUUUGAGGUGCCCGCCUUCUACCUGUCAGACCAGGCGGUGCUGGCGCUCUACGCCUCGGCGUGCGUCACGGGCCUGGUGGUGGACAGCGGGGACGGGGUCACCUGCACCGUCCCUAUCUUUGAGGGUUACUCCCUGCCUCACGCCGUCAGCAAGCUUUACCUGGCUGGCAGAGACAUCACGGAGCUCCUCACACGGCUCCUCCUGGCCAGCGGGAGAGCCUUCCCAUGCCCUCUGGAUAAGUCCUUGGUGGAUGACAUCAAGGAGAAACUCUGCUAUGUGGCCCUGGAGCCCGAGGAGGAGCUCUCUCGGCGGACAGAAGACGUCCUGAGGGAGUACAAGCUGCCCGACGGGAACAUCAUCUACAUCGGAGACCAGCUAUACCAGGCUCCUGAGGUCCUGUUCUCGCCAGACCAGCUGGGCACCCAUGGCCCAGGGCUGGCACAGAUGGCAUCCAACAGCAUAGCCAAGUGUGACACUGACAUACAGAAGACGCUGUUCGGGGAGAUCGUGCUGUCCGGGGGCUCCACGUUGUUCCAGGGGCUGGACGACAGGCUCCUAAAGGAACUGGAGCAGCUGGCUUGCAAAGGGGUCCCCAUCAAGAUCACGGCGCCGCCAGACCGCUGGUUCUCCACGUGGAUCGGCGCCUCCAUUGUCACGUCUCUGAGCAGCUUUAAGCAGAUGUGGAUCACGGCCGCAGACUUCAAGGAGUUUGGGGCGUCGGUGGUCCAGAGACGGUGUUUCUGA